Pungitius pungitius (ninespine stickleback) is the source of this 10766-nucleotide messenger RNA. RefSeq names its product protein phosphatase 1 regulatory subunit 29. Gene Ontology annotation, molecular function: protein binding. NCBI's taxonomy places the organism in Eukaryota, Metazoa, Chordata, Actinopteri, Perciformes, Gasterosteidae. The record is from RefSeq and is a predicted model, not a curated record. Bases 629 to 3463 code for a protein of 944 amino acids. The transcript has 4 exons. Gene Ontology annotation, cellular component: plasma membrane.
GUCAUCCUCUCCCGCCGCGCUGCUGAGGCUGCGACGUUAGCUGUGGAUGGAAAAAAAUAAAUAAACCCAUCUGUCUUUGCUUCGGCCAACGGACGCCUUAUUUGAAAAGGAAGGAAAUAAGUGAAGCCGCAUGCCCGGUUUGGUCUCCUGUGGCGCUGGCAGGACGACAGAAGAGCCGGGCCGAGUACUGGAAGAGUACGUUUAUGUGAACAUCCUCAACCGGAGCAGCUCCCCUCAUCAGCAGGGAGCACUUUUGUGUCCGGAUAAAGACGAAGGAGGCAAAGAAAGAGAGCAAACAGAUGUUCCAUCAUUCCAAGGAUCCAUCCAUUUGAUCGAGUCACAGCGGAUGCCACAGGAGAGACUAUGAAGACGAGCCGUGUCACUCCGCAUUGCAGCCCAACCCGAUAUGACAUAACGUGGUUUCCCUGCUAAUAACCAUGAUGGACACAAAGCUGUGACUGCCUUUGUGAAACCUUUACCCUUUUCUCAGCCUCCAAACCAGAACUUACUCCUCUUCUCAAAACCUUGUUGCUUCCCAUUCUUCUGCAAACACAACCUCUUGCCCUUCCUGCUCUUUUCUUAUAUAAUUAUAGCUACCCCUCCUUUUUGACAUAUUUUCAUCGGCAUCAUGCAGGGUGCUUCUUCCACCUCCACUCUACAUUCUCUUAUCCUCCCCUCCCUCCUGUUCUUCUCCUUCCUUCCUCGAAUGGUCCAGGGGGACUGCUGGCUCAUUGAGGGGGACAAAGGCUAUGUGUGGCUGGCUAUCUGCAGUCAGAACCAGCCGCCCUACGAGACCAUCCCCCAGCACAUCAACAACACCGUCCAUGACCUAAGGUUGAAUGAGAACAAGCUGAAAGCCGUGCUCUUCAGCUCCAUGUAUCGCUUCACCAACCUGACUGACCUCAACCUCACCAAGAAUGAAAUCAGCUAUAUUGAGGAUGGAGCCUUCGCAGGACAAGCUAACCUACAGGUCCUUCAGCUGGGCUACAACAAGUUGACAAACUUAACUGAGGGCAUGAUGAGAGGGCUCGGCCGCAUGCAAUGCCUCUUCCUCCAGCACAACCUCAUUGAGGUCAUUGCCAGCAAUGCAUUCUGGGAGUGCCCCAGCCUCAGCAGCAUCGACCUGUCAUCCAACAAACUUGGCCGCAUCGACCCAUCUACAUUCACAGUUCUCAGCCGUCUGAUGGUGUGUGAACUGGCAGCCAAUCCGUUCCAUUGCGGCUGUGAUCUCUACAGCUUCCUCACCUGGUUGGAGUCCUUCAACAAUGUGACACACACCUACGAUCGCCUCCAGUGCGAGACGCCCCGCGAGAUGUUUGGCUACCCCUUGCUAAUCGCUGCCGGCCACGCUGGACGGAACGCCAAAAACAUUUUGUACCAUCACUGCCGAGAUGGAGUGAUGAUUCCAGGAAUGACCUCGCUCCCGCCCGAUCUGGAUGGUUCUUCCGGGAUGGGGCCGGAGAUGUUUGGUGGUGUGGGGCCGUACAACCAGCCCACCACCUCUUCUUCAUCAACUGAGCACAGUUUUGUUCCCAGCAUUAAGCUCCAUCAUUACAGUUUGUCAUCGGCCUCUCUCCUUGUGCAAAUUCCAAAUCCCUUCAGCAAAAUGUACAUCCUAACACAAUACAACCAGACGUAUGUGUCCGACUUUAUGAAUUUGAAAUACAAGAAGGAGAUGAUCACCGUCAACAAGCUCAAACCACACACCAAUUACACCUUCUGUGUAGCGUCCAUUCGAAACUCUCAACGUUACAACCACACCUGCCUCCAGUUUACCACCCGGGAUGAUAACCAGGAUGACAAAGCCCCCCCACCUUCCACUACUUCUCACUACAUAAUGACCAUCGUCGGCUGCCUUUUUGGCAUGCUCAUCGUUCUAGGCAUCGUCUACUAUUGUCUACGUAAGAAACGGAUGCACGAUGAAAAGAGGAAGUCCGUCUGCGUCAAAAAAACAAUUUUGGAAAUGCGAUAUGGGCCAGAGGUGGCGGCAGCAGUGGCAAAUGAUCCCUUAGCGGUCCAGAAGCUUCAGGAGCAGUCAAGAGAGCACCACCAGUAUCAACACCACCACGGAGGCAAACUUCCCAUGUCCGCGUCCUGUGGCUCGAGCAACACCAGUUCCUCCCGACUCUCCUCUAUCCCGCAAGUGGAAAAGAUGGCCACCGCCUUUUCAGAGGCCAUGGCUACAAGUAAAGGAAACUACAUGGAUAUCCGGACUGGAGGGGCAGGGAUGGAGCGGAUGGGAGACGGUGGGCACGGAGGGAUGGAUUUGAGAGACGAUGAUGGAACUGAUCGUGGGGACGACUCGGACGAUGAUGGACACGGGUCUGCAUCAGAAAUUUCCACCAUUGCCAUGGAGGUGGACAAGGUCAAUCAGAUCAUCAACAACUGCAUUGACGCACUCAAACUGGAUGCAGCAGCAGUGGCAGCCUCAGGAGUCUCUGCUAACCAUACGGCCAGCUCAAAUCCCACCUCCCCUCCCCCCACCAGCACGUCCUCCCUUACUCGUGGCCUAAUCCCAAUCUCCCAAGGGGUGACGGAAGCGUGCCAAGUCAUUGCUCCGAAUAAAAUACCCCCUCCGCCUCCACUCCCCGCCUUGAAUGCCCCUCUCUCCGAGCGGCCAGGGAUUAGUGGUGGCGGCUUUGUCGUCUCUCCCCCGUACAGGCCGCCGCCACCCGCCACCGCUGUGCGUCCAAUUCAGCGUCAAAUGAGUGCGGAUGCAGCCGUGGUUAUUGUGAAUGCUGUCAAGAAACAGUGCAGCACCACGUCUUGCGGCUCUAUGGGUCGGGACAGGGAACGCGGAGGAGCCAGGGUGUAUAGUCUGGAGGUCGCUGAGCCUCGCAGCCCAGACGGCUGUAACCAACAACAGCACCAGUACCCAGACCGGGCCAGUCCCGUGGGCUGUGGGGAGCCGCUUGAGAGGCUGCCUUUAGUGGGGAGCGGGAGCUGCUGCGGAGGGGGUGGUGGUGGUUGCGACAGUGGUGGUUUUGGUGCCCAACAUCAGGACGGCCAGAAGUCACACCAUUACCACCAACAGCAACAAAUCCAACAGCAGCAGCAGCAGCAGCAGCAGCUGGAGGUGCAGCAGGACUACCACUGCUCGGAGCACCGCCACUCCGUCCCCGCUCUGUAUUAUGAAGGCUCCCACCAAGGCUCCCCGGCCCAGAAGGUGUCCUUCCUGAAGCCCCUGACACGCUCCCGCAGGGAUGCGGCAUCAUACUCCCAACUUUCGCCUGCCCGUCACCAUUCCAGUUACUCUGGCUACUCCUCCGGCCCGGAGUACUCCUCGGAGAGCUCGCUGCGGAUCUGGGAGCGCUUCCGCCCCUACCGGAAAGGCCAGCGCGACGAGACCUGUUAUGUGACGGCCGGAAACGCCCUGAGAAAAAAGGUGCAGUUUGCUAAAGGCGAGGACCUGCAUGACAUCCUUGAUUACUGGAAGGGGGUGUCGGCGCAGCAGAAGCUGUGACUGGAAUACCAGAGAUAGGCUUUCUGGGGAAAAAGGGGUGUUUGGAAGAUUUUUUCCAGGGCCGUGGGCCUGAUGGACAAUUUAAAGAUCACGCGGAGAAAAAUGUAGGACAAAAAAUUGCCUUUGGGUUUUUUUGUUUAUUGGCAUGCUAGGUGUACAGAAUAUCAUGCUAAAGCAAGGACUGCAAAACUGUGCCUGGGAUAUGAGAGUCAUUAUGGUGUUUUAUUUGACAUUUCAUUGUAGCACCAUUUGGAUCAUUCUCAUUUAGUGUUUGAGUUUUUUUAGAGUAUAGCAUGGGGACAAAUGCCAACUGUGUAAUUUAGAAUUGUUAAAGUGAUCAUGCUUUGUGGUCAUAUAGGCCAUUUUUAUCAGUGCCAUCGUUUCACCUAUGGGUAAUCAAAGAAAGUAGAUGCUGAUAUCGCUCAUUUUAAUCAUAAGUUACACAAUAUGUUGUUUUCUAUCGUUGGUAUUAGGUGCUGUGUCAAUUUACAGUCAAUUUACUGCCCUUGGAUAUAUAUCAGACUCAGUAAUUGGAAACUGAUGGGUGAGAGUUAUUUUCUGUUACAAAGAGAGAAAAGACAAUUUGGGAAGAAGUGAACAUAUUAACAUGAGUACAACCGAAUGAAAUGAAUUAACCCAAGUAAAUGUAACAACAGACUAAUUUGAAAACGUACAGCGAAUAACAUGUUCCUUUAUUAAGGCAAUUAGAUGCUACAUGUAUGUACAAUGGGUAGAUUUACAUUUAUUUACUUUAACAUUACAACAGUCCCAUUACAGAAAGGCAUGACCUACAAGCAACAAAAGACCAAGAGAAAUUGGAAGCAAGACGGGGUAUUAGCAAAAAAAGACAACGCAAGCAAGGAUAUAAGUCAUUUUUCUGCAGCCACUGUGAAAGUAAGUAGAUUACGAGCUGGUUAUGGCUAAAUCUAUUUGCACCAUUCACCGAAUUCACCACAGUACAUUUCAAAUCCAUUCUCCCACAUCCAAAUGGAAUGAGGCACAGAGGGAAAGGACACUUCUAAUUACUGCCAGCAUGUCUGUUCUCUUCUGGAAAUUGAUGCUAUUGUUGUUCGUUGAUAACUUAAUUAGCCAACUCGUGACGGGCAUGUUCGCUUGCACUUUACGCCUCAUGGUUGUGUGUGUGUGGCCGUAUGGUACACAGUGGUCAGUGUACGUGGGUGUUGGCAUGCCUCGUCAAAUUCUAUUGUUUGUGCCCAAUUUGACUCUAAUGAAUAGCUUUCAUAUCUUGCCAAUUGGCUGGUUGUUUGAGUCUAAACAACACUAGAUUAUUAAUGGAAUGGACAAAUGUAAAAAUAUCAACAUUGUUCACUGUAUUGGCCCCGAUGUACGUCACAUGACUGUGAUGCUAUAGUAGUGCAGUGCCUCUUGCCAACACAGCCACGAUCCAAUCCUCAUUAUUGUAUAGUGAUUUCCAUCUACUUUGUUUUUUCUUGUAAUUUUCAUUCUCUAGCAUUCUGGCAAAAGGCAUCCUGCUUACCCAAAGCGCUGCGCAGCCUUUACAUGUUUACAUUCCCAGCCAUCACACACACAAUCUGAGACCUUGAAAAUGUGAAAACUGAACCAGUGCUCCUUGCUUCACAUUUUAUUUUAUCCAGAGCAAAUUGGACAUUGUAAAAGAAAACGAAGGAGCAUUUGUGCCCCACUUUGGAUCAUAACUUCCUUCCUGUGUGAUAUCCCCCCCUCCCACUGGCUUCCCCGCUCCAGCAGGUCCAAUAAAUUAGGGGUGCAGCGUGAGACAGGAAACUAUCCUGUUGCUUUGUAUUAAAUGAGAAAGCCUUUCUUGCAGGGAGGGCUUGUUCAUCACGCAUCAACACGGCUCUUCCUCUGUCUCAGAACAGUUGCUUUUUUUGAGCAAGCCCUUGAACACGCGUACAAAUGAGGGUGGUGUCAGGUCUCGGAUAUACUCUCCAUGUUGAGCCGCAUGGGGCAGUUCUCUCCAAACUGCUAUGGGGAGUCUGUGCCCUUCUGGCAAUCCACACCUGUGCAUUUCUUGAUCCACACCCCAUUUUCAGUUGGUAUCGUUAAUGCACCACUGGUUAUUUGCCAGGAUUUUAACGGCAACUUUGUAUUUCUUUAAAGCUCUGUUUGUUUAGUCGUGGCUAUGAGCAUCGGCAAAACUCCCUGAACAACCUCUCUCAAUAAUAAACAUCUCAUUUGGGUAUCUUUUUCUUCUUCGCAAUUCAGCUAGAUAUGCUAAGCCACCAACUGGACUGGAGUGUGGAACAUGAUUUGAGAACAAACAGUCAGGCUGGUCAUCAAAUUUUUUGGCCAAAGGCAGACGUCCAUAAGGGGUCCGUAUGGACCCUAUGUGGACACGGGUGGAUGGCACCAUUCACAUGACGCAGACCAAAGCGGAGCCAUGCGGAAUGAAUCGACCUUAUUGGUAUCUCCAUAUCAACUUGUGUGUUUCCUCCUCUUUCUGUGAUGGCAGAUAUCUCUGUGUCCUUAUCCUUGCUUCAUAAAGACGUGCACACACAGUCAGGGUCAAAGGUCAUUACUCCCCCAGUCCGCAUUCUCCUGCGAAUGGAACACGUGACUUCAGCUGCCUCACAAGUCACGCUUCAGUAAAAGAGCUCCAUGCGAGGAACAAACCUAACAUCAUCUGUUAUCAGAUAUAAGAGGGGGGUUUUUUUCCCCAAAGGAACUUGCAACUGUGAUUGACUCACACAAAUCGGAGGAAAAUAUUUUCUUCGCUGGUACAUUGUGUGACAGCACCUUAUCCCACGGAAGGGACGCGGCGUGUUCGACAACUGCCACAAUGAGUUUAGACAAAUGGACACUGAGGAUAAGUGUAACUAAAGAAACAUCGGGGGUUGCUCAUCGAUUUAGCUGUCAUUAAUGUUUAUUUAUCUGACAAGAUGUAAUGUGACUGAAAAUCCUGAUUAUUACUGUUUGGAUUGAAAAAAAUAAUGAACGCAUACAUUCUCUUUACACUUAACACGCCACUCUACUUUGCAGGAAAUAUAUUUUCAGAGGGAUAGAUGUAUUUUCAAGUGCUCUUCUGCUUCUAAAAUUUGAUUCAUACAUUUGUUUCUUUUUAAGAGGACAUUGCGUCAGGGACCAAUCAGAACAUUGUCAAUGCUGUCGGGAGACGGGACAAUCUGUUGCUAUUUUGGAGGAGAUACUGAGUUUGUCAUCAUGAAUAAUUAGCUAAAAGCGUUCUGGCUAAAAAACGGUAACAUACUUGUGUAAGAUACACAAAAUACAUUAAUGAUUAACAGAGUACACAAUAGUGUAAUAGCCAAAUGAAUUAUUUAAGUCCAAGCACUAGCCACGUCAAGCCACCAAACAUAAAGAAAAACCUUCUGGUCCUUCUCCUGCUGCUCAUAUCCAGUGCAUCUCGCACACUGAUCAAUAGUCCUUUUUUUAGCACCUUCCUUGUUGUUUGUCUCAGAGCCACAGGAAAGCCAGACGUGAGAAAGACGUCUAAUGUGAUGUUAAUGGUAAUCUUUUUUCAUAGGACACCAGCUUGGGUUGCUUUCCAUAUCUGUGGAUACCACCAGAAAAUCACAAAUGCUUUGAAUUUCUGGUUAAAAAACGUCUAUCCUUCGAUGCUCCCUGUUUUUUAAAGCUUGGGCCAAUUAAUAGUUAAAACAAACUAAUCAGAGCUAAACAUUGGGUUGCUUUUAGUCGUGUCACCUUCUAAAUUAAUAAAGGAGUUCAAUGAUUCUAUUAUCAAAAGCCUUUAGUCCUCCGAGCUUCACUUUCUACCAAUGUGACCUGUCAUUGCUUUUAUAUGCAGUCAUCACAGUUUUGGGGUAAUGUGAGGCUGCAAUACUAAUCACUAAUACAGAAAUUUGAUUUUGAUCUCACUUACUCUAAGCAAAAAUAAACACAAAUCUGUGAAUGCACAAAACACGCACGCACACACACACACACACACACACACACACACGUACUCUCAAGAGAAGACGGCAUAAUUGGAAAAUACAAAGAAAUGAGUCAGAAUGAGUCAGAGUCUGCCUCAACCAGAAUAACUCUUUCCCUGAAAGGCAGGUAAUGGACAAUGUCUUUAAAGAGAGGCGAGCACAAAGCGAGAGGGGUUUUGGCUGAAUGCAGCCAGACAUGAGAGAUACGGCGGCAUGACUGCACUAAAACUUAACACGCAUGAUUCAUUGGUCCGACCGAAAUGAACUAUCACAACACAGACACACAAACACACACACACACACACGCUCAAGCGUAUCGUGGGAACAACAACAUGUUCAAAUUUUGGUGUUGUGGCGCUUGGAGCCUCAGGGAGGAGAGCUUGGUUUCCACUUCGUUUCCAGGCAGGUGACAGUCAGGUGUUAUUGUGACACUGACGGUGGUCCUUAAAUCCUUUCAUUUGGUUUCUGUAGACCUUUUGUUCCAACAUUCCAUUAAGUCCAUUAGCUUAGUGUGUGGGAGAUUAGCCCGUGCGGAUAACGUGCCAAAUUUGAUGAAUGGGAAACUGUGCUGCGUUUCCCCCGCCGCACUGAGCCCACAGAAGACAGACAUUAAACACGUGACGUUUUAAAAAAUUAAAAAAACGCCAAGCGGCCCUCCGUGUAGAAGAUGGAUGUUGAAAUCAUUUCCUGACUUGUCAUUCCCUGACCCUGUCAGAAUGUAGCAGACCACACACGCUCGACUCAUCUCUGAUUUCAGCGUUCAAAAGGCAGAGGUCUCGUGUAAUUCUUGACAACAAGGUGUUCUGAGCAGAAGAGCGUUUCAAAAUGCUGAAAGUAUUGUAAGCCAAAUAAAGGUUUGCCACAUGAUUUCAUCAAAACCUUUUAGACACGCACACACUUGUUAAUUUACACAUAUGCAUUAACUCUGCAAGGUUUAGUUUCCAAAGACGGAUAAAGGACUUAAAGAAUCUGUGAAAUAUCUGUGAAUUUUGUACACUAGAUAAAAGAUAAAAAUCAAUACUAAGGUUUAAAAAAAAUGCUUCUAUGGAUGUUUUAUACUCAGCCUGAUCUCUUGAUAUGUCUGUGUGUUUUCAGUUGGCUGUUUGUCUUUGUUUUAUUUUUUUUAUUUUUACUUUGGUGGGUGGGGUGGGUUGGUUAUUGGGAACCAAGUGAUCGACCUUUCGUACAUGCGAUGGUAUAUGUGAUAAAGGUUUAAUAACAGAGAAAGUUUAACAUAGUGUACUACAUAAAAGAAAACUUGUUAUAUUUGCAUGACUCCCUGUAUUUUUUGAGAGAAAAAAAUCUAUUGUUGUGUGCAAUGAGUGGACGUACUUUUAAAACAAAAAACUGUAGGGGCUGAAAUACAGUUGUGUCAAGUACUUUUGAUUUGAACCUUUAGAUUUUAGCCGUUUUUUAAAUUCUCUUUGACGUUCUCUAUUUACAUUCUUACCUUUUUGGUUUUUCAUUUGGGUGAUUGUAUUAUAUGGACACUGCACAGUUGCCGUUACUACCCGUUUAGCCACAGGCUCCUGGAGUAUGCAGCACAAAGGCGGGGUAAAAAUGUCUGAGGCUGGUGGGUGUUUACAUCCAUCUGGUAGAAGAAACGGCGCUCUGUUCUUCGCUGUUUAUUCUCCACGGCAGACGUGCGUGGGGAUCUUCUUUGGGCUUCGAGGCGCGGCCCUGUCACAGUUUGCGGUUGUAUCUCCUCUCGACUCGGGCCGUCCCCUCUGUGGAAAACACAAUGUGGGACCGUAUGUGUUCAAAGAAGAGUGACACCGCAAGUUGGGAUUAGGUUAAAAACCAUUAGACAAUCAGAAGUCAUUGGCAAGUGCAGCAUCAGCGGCCUCAGCCUCAGCCCACUCACUGUCAGACACAUCCUCUGCUCUCACUGCCUGCCGCUUUCCUAUCAACUUGUUAAUUGAAUUCAUCUUACAUCCAGCCGGUUGUAAAUCAGUCUUUUCUCAUUUCUCAUUAUGCACUGUAUCGUUCACCCGGUCUUCUGCUGAACCGCUUUGUGUGUGCAGAGAAAAGACUGCAUCUCGACUUGAUUAAAAAAAGGCGCGAUAGCUGCGCCGCUGUAGAAACUAAAACUAUAUGUUACAGGAAGUCCUCGUGAACACGAACGCAGUCAGCGGAAGACUGUUUCUAUUCAACUGCAGUCAGAUAUGCAUCCGUUAUUAGAAAGAGACGGAGAAGGAAAUGAAAUAAAAUUGGUUCCAGUAGAGCCUUUAAGUUAAAUGAUGCAAAGUCGUGACUACAUUUCAUUUGGCAAACAUCCAAUAAUGCAUUGGCAGCACCCAAUGCAGCACUGCUGAUGCAUCAGUUAUUACAUUAGGGUUCAUGCAACGACAGCGACCCAUAAUUCAUAGCCAUGUUUACAUGAGCAAGUCUAGUGCGAUGAUACAACUGGGAUGUAAAGGCUAUUCCAAUGGGGCGGCCUACAGAGGCCUCCUCGAGUCAAUUACAAAGAAAAAAGGAACACUGUGUCAAAUCAUAAGCCUGUUUUAAUCGGUUGAAUCUGCACUUUAAUCUGAUUAAGAUUUUUUUUUUUUUUUGCCAGUAGCGACUCUUGAGUCUUGGUUUUCUGUGGAGAGACACUUGCCGAAAGAUGCAGUGAGGUGAGAAGCCGCUUAGCGCCAGGAGCCCAGCGUUGUCACCGAUGAGGGCGCCCCAAUGAGGGCCCCAUCCUUCGCAAUUCUGAAACGCAGGGCUUUGGUAUCCUGCAAGUAAGAAUGAUCGGCCAUGUCGAUGCGAUGAGAUUGAAAACUGAGCCGCCUCCAAAAAUGGCUGUCAGUCCACCGAGAGAAGGCAGGCGCGACGGGCCGCCCUCCACCCAUUGAGGAAAUGAAAUUUCUGUGGAUUGACAGGUUCAAUAGCGAAUGGUGUCACGGCCCUGCAGCAAGAAAAAGUAUCCACCGUUUAUUUACACAAUCCAGAGCCGAGUACUUUCAGAAUGAACACUGAAUCAAACUAAAAUUCAGUGAGAAUUGCAGACAUAAACCUGGUCAGGCAGAAGGCAGUGACUUACACCCCAAGGUGUGUUUUAUUUUAGUGGCAUAUUAUCUUACCUUUGCAAAAGCAUGCUUUUCAUUAAUUUUUACAACACUCACAAGGGACUGAGAGCAGAAACAUGUCUUGCAGGUCGCUGCAAUCAGCUGAAAUAUUGUUUAAAUAAUUUAAGCAACCCCUUGAAAAGAUACAACACAAACAUCUAGUAUACAGUGUAAUCACUGAAGUGCUAAAGAUAUCAAAAAUCAAGAUCAAUAUCAUGUGAUUUUAGAUUUAUUUCCUGCCAUUUGUGUCAAUAGAGGGCUCUUGCCAUGUUGACGGUGCCAUGGGGUCAAAAUGCUCACGUUCACAUUCUGUUGAGAUGUCAUGUGACUCUCCCCUCUGGUCACUACUCGAGGGAAGGA